Messenger RNA from Cydia pomonella (codling moth), 1173 nucleotides. RefSeq lists its product as uncharacterized. Lineage: Eukaryota; Metazoa; Arthropoda; Insecta; Lepidoptera; Tortricidae. Bases 1 to 1173 code for a protein of 390 amino acids. The record is from RefSeq and is a predicted model, not a curated record. The transcript has a single exon.
AUGAACGCCUCAGUUAUAUUUGAUGGUGAAAAGUCGGCGCCUUUUUGUGUAAACCGUGGAGUCAGACAAGGCUGUGUGCUAGCACCUACACUGUUUAAUAUAUUCUUCUCUGCUCUGCUUCUGACUGCUUUUGAAGGGUGCGACGUCGGAGUACACCUGCAUACUAGAAAGGAUGGAAAACUGUACAAUAUUAGUCUUCUCAAGUCGAAAAACAAGCGUCUAGACUUGAUUGCUAGAGAACUUCUGUAUGCGGAUGAUGCUGCACUAGUUGCAAACUCUGAAAAUGAACUUCAGGAGUUAGUGACGCGAUUUGGUCGAGCCUGUCGACUGUUCUCAAUGAGCAUAAACACCAGGAAAACUGUCAUCAUGGUGCAAGGCGUAAACCAGUCUCCGGAAAUCAUGCUCGACGGUGCUGUACUCGAUGUCGUCGACCAUUUCUGCUAUCUUGGUUCUACCACCACCCAGUCACAAUCUCUAGACAAGGAAAUAGAUACUCGGAUAGGCAGAGCAUCAACUGUUUUUGGGAGGCUUUUCGCGCGCGUAUGGAGAAACCGUAUGCUCACUACAUAUACCAAAGUCCUUGUAUACCAGACCUGCGUCCUAAGUAUAUUGCUGUACGCAUCAGAAACAUGGACAACAUACGCGAAACAAGAACGCAAACUCAACGCUUUCCAUAUGCGCUGCCUGAGGACUAUACUUGGAGUUACUUGGCAAGACAAAGUUAGUAACGAGGUAGUACUCUCAGGAACACAUUGCUGCAGCUUAACUGCAAUGUUAAAGCAGAGAAGACUUCGCUGGCUCGGUCACGUUCAUCGCAUGGACCCUGAGAGAUUACCACGCCAAGUAAUGCUGGGUCAGAUAGCGGACGUAAAAAGACCUGUUGGGCGUCCAACUCUACGUUUUAAGGACUCCUGCAAGCGGGACAUGGACAGUUUUGCCAUUCGGACCGACGGUUGGGAGAAACGCGCCGAAAUGAGACCGGAAUGGCGUCGCGACAUUAAAGUCGGAAUAUCAAAGCACGACGAUGACUGGCUGGAGCACCUUAAGCAGAAAAGUCUUCGUCGUGCUCUACCACCUCCUGCGAACUCACGAUUUGUAUGCGAUCGAUGUGGAAAGAAAUGUCGCGCUGCUAUAGGACUUUAUAGCCACCAACGGCGAUGCCCAGCCACUUAA